Monopterus albus (swamp eel) is the source of this 2113-nucleotide messenger RNA. Its product is annotated as ankyrin repeat domain-containing protein 61. Gene Ontology annotation, biological process: positive regulation of transcription by RNA polymerase II. The transcript is spliced from 5 exons. Bases 724 to 1989 code for a protein of 421 amino acids. The record is from RefSeq and is a predicted model, not a curated record. NCBI's taxonomy places the organism in Eukaryota, Metazoa, Chordata, Actinopteri, Synbranchiformes, Synbranchidae. Gene Ontology annotation, molecular function: protein binding; transcription cis-regulatory region binding. Gene Ontology annotation, cellular component: nucleus.
AAAACAAAACAUUUCUAUGAGUUCCAAUUACUGUAUGACUGGAUGUAAAAAUUAAAAACUCCAAGACUUUUGCAUGGAGAUCACAGCAUUUCAGACAAAUAUUAAGGGCAAAAAAUAAAUAAAAAAAUAAAACACUUAUUUUUCAAAUAUAUUUUGUCCAUCAAGUCUCUGAGGAAAAGAUAAAUGCAUCACAACUAUGACACUAGACGAAUCCACUGCAAAAAGGAUAAGCGAUUCAGAAAAAAACCAGCUGCUUUGAAGCAUGUCAACUACCCUAUUGAAAUUUAAAAUACUGCACAACAUUUCCUACAUUUCAAAUGAUGUCUGGGUUAGUAUAUGAGUCCUCUACGUUCCUAAGUCAAACACUGAAGUGCUACAAGCAACUGGUUUAACAACUGCAGAGGGUGUCACCAGUUCAGAUAUUUGGCUCCCACAUGUGGCAAGAAGUUAUCAGUUGUAACAGGAAGGCUGUACAUCAAAGUUAGACACGCAAGUCUAGGACUUGUAUGACGAAAUCCCACUGACUGAAGGCACCAAACGCUGAAAACAGAAGUAGCAAUUGAAAACACCACACAGAAACAAGAAGUACCUGACAAAGGUUUUAAUUUAAAAUUCACUCCAGAUUCACUGACAUCUCACUGAGAAAGUUAUGCUUCCGCAAACCAGAAAAACCAGACCGCAAAAGACUAAACACAGACAGCAGUGAAGGGUCGAUGUCUGAUCAUGUUGGAGGAGCACAAGGAACACGGAGACAGAAGCGGUAACAUUACCACAUUUCACAGCAAUGAAUUCUAUCCUGCGAUUAUAGAUGAAGACUCUGGACAUAUUGAAGACAUGUCAAAAAAGCACGGGAGCAACUUUCUCACCAAGGUACAAGACAGUGCACUCAGAAAAAUCUUCUGGAAGGGCCUUAGUAUUCUUCCCCUUCAUCUGGCUGCCUCUUACAGAAGAGUAAAGUGCAUGCAGAGCCUGCUGUUAACAGGGGCGGACCCAGAAAUGAGGGACCACCUCGGCCGAAGCACACUGCACUUGGUGAUCAUGAGUUGGCCGAACAUCCUGGCUACUCGGCCAAAACCAGAUUCCAAGUUCCAGACUACUGUGAACAGUGCACGAAGGCAGGCAGAGGCCUGUCUACAGCUCCUCUGUCAGUAUGGUGUUAACAUUAAUGCAGAGAUGGAGGGGGAGAGUCACCAGACAGCUCUUCACCUGUCUGUGCGCUACGCUGCUCUGUCUGCUGUCCAUAUUUUGGCCAGUUAUGGAGCUGAUUUAAAUGCUGUGGACAGCAGUGGGAUGACACCUCUGCAUAUGGCCGCUGGGAUCCUCCACAAGGGCAUUAUAACCAGCUUGAUCAGGCAGGGAGCAGACAUCAACAUGGGGGUGAAGCACUCUGGAAACACUCCUCUGCACCUAGCGUCUACAGCAAUGGCUAUGAAGACAACUAAAACCCUGGACACCAGCUGCAUCUCUGAGCUGCUGGAGCACGGGGCCGAUCCCAACACAGAAAACAAGGCUGGAAUGACACCUUUACAGGAGGUGUGCAUCAUGGGCAAUGAGGAGAUGGUGGACCUGCUGCUCAGGUACGGAGCUGACAUCAGCAAGCUGAGCCAAGCAGGAGAAAGCUGUCUGUUUUUGUUCCUGAACCACACGCCUAAUGUAAGAAACAGCUCUCUGCUGGGGAAACUCCUCAGCCUGACAUCCCCACUCACCAUCUACAACCACAAAGGCCACCUGCCCUCGACCUUGACGCUAGCAUGCUUCUUUAAGCAGAGAGACCAGCUACUAAAACUCAUUCAGCAGCCAAGGAGGCUUCAGGAUAUUUGUAAGAAAGAUAUUUAUCUGAAACAUAUCCGAGGUAAGAUAGGAGAACAGAGUAAAAUGCUGCCUGCCAAGUUAUAUGACUUUGUCUUCAAUUGCUGGAACAAUACACACAUCUCCUUUGUGGCUGAUAUUGAACAGGAUUCUAUUAAUAAUAUACUUGGUAUGACCUGAUAAAUGUGCGUCGGUGCAAACUGCCUGUGACAGCAAAAGUUUACGUUCUUCUACAGAGAAAUCUUAAAUCGGAUAACCUCAAACAAACGGUGUCAAACCACUGCUAAUCAAAUAAAAUCUAUCA